This is a messenger RNA of Mus musculus (house mouse), 3663 nucleotides long. RefSeq names its product activin A receptor, type II-like 1 (gene Acvrl1). Lineage: Eukaryota; Metazoa; Chordata; Mammalia; Rodentia; Muridae. Bases 251 to 1804 code for a protein of 517 amino acids. Gene Ontology annotation, cellular component: plasma membrane; membrane; cell surface. The transcript is spliced from 12 exons. Gene Ontology annotation, molecular function: protein kinase binding; transforming growth factor beta binding; protein serine/threonine kinase activity. The record is from RefSeq and is marked validated. Gene Ontology annotation, biological process: transforming growth factor beta receptor signaling pathway; negative regulation of cell migration; signal transduction.
GGAGCAGACACUCCCAGCCCAAACUCAGCUUUCUUAGCGCUGUUCCUUAGGAGUGAGCACAGCCCCUUCCCAGUCCCCGGAGGCCGCCGCGCCAGCCGCGCAGAUCGAGACCUUUCCCGGCCCCACAGGCCGGCUCUGGACGUGAGACCCCGGCCGCCUCCGGCAAGGAGAGGCGGGGGUCGAGUCGCCCUGUCCAAAGGCCUCAAUCUAAACAAUCUUGAUUCCUGUUGCCGGCCUGGCGGGACCCUGAAUGGCAGGAAAUCUCACCACAUCUCUUCUCCUAUCUCCAAGGACCAUGACCUUGGGGAGCUUCAGAAGGGGCCUUUUGAUGCUGUCGGUGGCCUUUGGCCUAACCAGGGGAGACUUGGCGAAGCCUUCCAAGCUGGUGAACUGCACUUGUGAGAGCCCACACUGCAAGAGACCAUUCUGCCAGGGGUCAUGGUGCACAGUGGUGCUGGUUCGGGAGCAGGGCAGGCACCCCCAGGUCUAUCGGGGCUGCGGGAGCCUGAACCAGGAGCUCUGCUUGGGACGUCCCACAGAGUUUCUGAACCAUCACUGCUGCUAUAGAUCCUUCUGCAACCACAACGUGUCUCUGAUGCUGGAGGCCACCCAAACUCCUUCGGAGGAGCCAGAAGUUGAUGCCCAUCUGCCUCUGAUCCUGGGUCCUGUGCUGGCCUUGCCGGUCCUGGUGGCCCUGGGUGCUCUAGGCUUGUGGCGUGUCCGGCGGAGGCAGGAGAAGCAGCGGGAUUUGCACAGUGACCUGGGCGAGUCCAGUCUCAUCCUGAAGGCAUCUGAACAGGCAGACAGCAUGUUGGGGGACUUCCUGGACAGCGACUGUACUACGGGCAGCGGCUCGGGGCUCCCCUUCUUGGUGCAGAGGACGGUAGCUCGGCAGGUUGCGCUGGUAGAGUGUGUGGGAAAGGGCCGAUAUGGUGAGGUGUGGCGCGGUUCGUGGCAUGGCGAGAGUGUGGCGGUCAAGAUUUUCUCCUCACGAGAUGAGCAGUCCUGGUUCCGGGAGACGGAGAUCUACAACACAGUUCUGCUUAGACACGACAACAUCCUAGGCUUCAUCGCCUCCGACAUGACUUCGCGGAACUCGAGCACGCAGCUGUGGCUCAUCACCCACUACCAUGAACACGGCUCCCUCUAUGACUUUCUGCAGAGGCAGACGCUGGAGCCCCAGUUGGCCCUGAGGCUAGCUGUGUCCGCGGCCUGCGGCCUGGCGCACCUACAUGUGGAGAUCUUUGGCACUCAAGGCAAACCAGCCAUUGCCCAUCGUGACCUCAAGAGUCGCAAUGUGCUGGUCAAGAGUAACUUGCAGUGUUGCAUUGCAGACCUGGGACUGGCUGUGAUGCACUCACAAAGCAGCGAUUACCUGGAUAUCGGCAACAACCCCCGAGUGGGUACCAAAAGAUACAUGGCACCCGAGGUGCUGGAUGAGCACAUCCGCACAGACUGCUUUGAGUCGUACAAGUGGACAGACAUCUGGGCCUUUGGCCUAGUGCUAUGGGAGAUCGCCCGGCGGACCAUCAUCAAUGGCAUUGUGGAGGAUUACAGGCCACCUUUCUAUGACAUGGUACCCAAUGACCCCAGUUUUGAGGACAUGAAAAAGGUGGUGUGCGUUGACCAGCAGACACCCACCAUCCCUAACCGGCUGGCUGCAGAUCCGGUCCUCUCCGGGCUGGCCCAGAUGAUGAGAGAGUGCUGGUACCCCAACCCCUCUGCUCGCCUCACCGCACUGCGCAUAAAGAAGACAUUGCAGAAGCUCAGUCACAAUCCAGAGAAGCCCAAAGUGAUUCACUAGCCCAGGGCCACCAGGCUUCCUCUGCCUAAAGUGUGUGCUGGGGCAGAAGACAUAGCCUGUCUGGGUAGAGGGAGUGAAGAGAGUGUGCACGCUGCCCUGUGUGUGCCUGCUCAGCUUGGCUCCCAGCCCAUCCAGCCAAAAAUACAGCUGAGCUGAAAUUCGAUCUGCCUCCGUCUGGGCUGCUCAAAGUGGCCGGCUCUCUGACGCCUGGCUGGGUUCCCCAUCCCCAAGGCCAGCAGGGUACACCCACUACCACUCCCAGGGCAGGGUGGCCAAGCCAGGGAAUCCCGGGCCCGGAUCCUGGGCUUUCACUCUUCCCUACCCUUGGUCAACCUUACUGAACUGUCAGAGCUGCCAGGAUGGCACAGGGCCCUGUCCAGCUUCAGCAGACAUUCCACCUGCCGGGGCUCAGCCAGGGAUACUCAGCAGCCUCAGUGUCUCUCUGUGGGUGUUUAUUGCUUCUAUGAUGCCUUUUAGUUGUCCUGAUUAGAGCCCCUGGCUAGUCUCUUGGGACAGGCGGUACCUGACUCUUCCACCCUCUGUCCCCUUACCAUCUCAGCUGACUCACUAGGUCAUCAAAAUCCAAGGGCUCUCUGAGGAGAAGGUCAAUCAUGGUGGAAGCGAUCGACCCAGCAUUGCUCCGUUCGAUAGGAGAGGUCUUCACCAUCUUACCAUCUUAGGUUUUGCCUCAAUGUCCUCUGAGGUGUCUCAGAGCCUGAUUUUCUUUGAAGCUCAGGCUGUGUGAAAGCUGAGUCUUGUCUAUUAUGCCCUGUCCGCUGUCGCUUGAGUCAAGCUGGGGUUUGUAAAUAACGGCCAGGUUCCAGCAUGGCCUAAAGUGCCCCCUAGGCUAGUCUCCAGGCCCCAGUUCUUGCCUUAAGCUAUGCUAGCAGCCACCUCAGGACCCAGGCAGUACAAGAACUUCUGACUCCCUCUGCGGCUUGGCCUUCUGCCCAGGGCUCAAGGGUGGCUUCCUUUGGGGUCUCCAAUACUGAAAGAAACUUAGCCCCUGUCAAGAAGCCUCCAGCAACCAGGGUUCUGCUCCCCACCCCCACCCCCGGCUGUGACUCUCUGGCCAAAGCCCACACCCUGGGCCAGACCCCAGAAAGUGAGCCUUGGGAGAACGUAGCCUAGAGAAACACAGAGAGUCUGGUAUUUAGAAAUGUGAAGGGUUCACCCACGUACUGAACAGGUGAAACUGAAGCCUGGGUUGAUGGACUGAAGAGAAGUGAACUGUAGGCGAGGCUUAAGAAGGGUAAAGCAGGGUUCAGGCAAGAGACAAGGUCAGCCUCCAUCUUGGGAAGACCUGGCCUAGAAACUAUUGGCCACUGAAGGGAGAAACGGCGAGAGUUCAUCAUGCUCCACACAGGCCCCGACCUCUUGAGUUCCUCCAGUGUGACCUCCCAGCUCUCCAGCGCUGUUCUCUCUCUCAAGCCUGUCUUUCAGCAAUAUGCAAGGACCAAGGAGAACCAGGAAGUGAAACGAGACAAAAACAGAAAGUAGUCCGGCUUUCCCCAGACCAGUGGGGGCAAAGUCUGAAGGUUCUCCCGUCACUGGAGCCAGGGAAUCGCUUUCUUGCCUGAAGGAUUUUAUUUCUACUGAACUUGGGAACAAAUUUAUCCCCAGACUCCACAGUCAGAGCCAGAAGACAGUAGCUCCUCCAAGGCCAGGAAAUCCUAAGUGGAGGUGGGGGGGGGGGGUUGAACAACUGGAAACGUGGCAAGGAGAGUGGCCCUCUAGAGACAACUAUCUUCAAAUGCUUCCCAGUGCAGGUGUGUGAGUGGAACCACACAGUUUGUGGGAGCACUUGGCCUGUGACAGGCAUGUAGUAGGUCUUCAAUAAACCAUGUUUGACCCCCUGA